This is a messenger RNA of Panthera uncia (snow leopard), 1170 nucleotides long. It is a transcript of the gene PRPS1L1, whose product is annotated as phosphoribosyl pyrophosphate synthetase 1 like 1. The transcript has a single exon. Gene Ontology annotation, cellular component: ribose phosphate diphosphokinase complex; cytoplasm. Lineage: Eukaryota; Metazoa; Chordata; Mammalia; Carnivora; Felidae. Gene Ontology annotation, molecular function: magnesium ion binding; ribose phosphate diphosphokinase activity; ATP binding. Bases 145 to 1101 code for a protein of 318 amino acids. Gene Ontology annotation, biological process: ribonucleoside monophosphate biosynthetic process; purine nucleotide biosynthetic process; 5-phosphoribose 1-diphosphate biosynthetic process. The record is from RefSeq and is a predicted model, not a curated record.
UCGCGCCCACCGUCUGAACCGGGCAGGUAACUGCCCUGUAACAACGGAAAGUCCUUUGUUAGUCUGUGGUCUGACUUCGGUUGCAAUCUUGACAGCAGCAGUGAUCGCUGGACGAAGAGUAAGUACCUCGAGUGAUUGGGCAAAAUGGCAAAUAUCAAAAUCUUCGGGGGCAGCUCCCAUCAGGACCUAUCCCAGAAAAUUGCCUACCGCCUGGGCCUGGAGCUAGGCAAGGUGGUGACCAAGAAAUUCAGCAACCAGGAGACCUGCGUGGAAAUUGGCGAGAGUGUGCAAGGAGAGGAUGUCUACAUAGUGCAGAGUGGUUGUGGCGAAAUCAAUGACAGUCUAAUGGAGCUUUUGAUCAUGAUCGAUGCCUGCAAGAUUGCUUCAGCCAGCCGGGUUACUGCGGUCAUCCCAUGCUUCCCUUAUGGCCGGCAGGAUAAGAAGGAUAAGAGCCGGGCCCCAAUAUCCGCCAAACUUGUUGCAAAUAUGCUGUCUGUAGCAGGUGCAGAUCAUAUCAUCACCAUGGACUUACAUGCUUCUCAAAUUCAGGGGUUUUUUGAUAUCCCCGUAGACAAUCUCUAUGCGGAGCCAGCUGUCCUGAAAUGGAUAAGGGAGAAUAUCUCUGAGUGGAGGAACUGCACUGUUGUCUCACCAGACGCUGGUGGAGCUAAGAGAGCGACCUCCAUUGCACACAGGUUGCAUGUGGCCUUUGCCUUGAUUCACAAAGAACGGAAGAAGGCCAAUGAAGUGGACCGUAUGGUGCUAGUGGGGGAUGUGAAGGAUCGUGUGGCCAUCCUUGUGGAUGACAUGGCUGAUACUUGUGGUACAAUCUGUCAUGCAGCUGACAAACUUCUCUCCGCUGGAGCCGCCAGAGUUUACGCGAUCUUGACUCACGGAAUCUUUUCUGGCCCGGCCCUUGCUCGCAUCAACAGUGCGUGCUUUGAAGCGGUGGUCGUCACCAAUACCAUACCUCAGGAGGAUAAGAUGAAACAUUGCUCCAAGAUACAGGCGAUCGACAUCUCCAUGAUCCUUGCGGAAGCCAUCAAGAGAACUCACAAUGGAGAAUCUGUUUCUUACCUAUUCAGCCAUGUCCCUUUGUAAUAGAAUAACUUUAGGUUAUUCUAUUUUAAAAUAAGAUAAAAUAGAAAUAAAAAUAUGCCUUGCCCCUUG